AUGGCUGUCACUACGGCUCAGCAAUUCGCAUUACUGUCACAGCCUUCGUCACCUGCAAACUCCGCUUCCUCGUCCCCCACACGCGGCAACGCGGCCGGACGUUCGGGAGGCGCCUCGCGCUUAGCGCCUCGCCUUGAAUCGGAGGCGCCAUCGACGAAGAGCGAUCGCGUCGCGCAACCAGAAAAAAACACAUCCGCUGUUAACGACGUUUCCUGCGGCGCGCGGCGCCAAAGCGCGGAACAAGAGCCGCCGUCAACGGAGCGCGCAAGCCACGGUCUGUCGCUGCAUCAGCUGCAGCAUCUCGUCGCUCUCACCGCCGCCAACGACAGCCCGCGCGACACGAGCAGCCCUUCUGCCUUCCCAUACGGGUCUGGGUCGUCGCGCGACGCGUCUCGAGAUCUAAGGAGUCGCAGGCUGUCGCUGGACGCGGCCCAGCGGCGACUCGAUUCGUGGAAUCGCGUGAGCAAGCCCCUGGCUGAUUACAGCCGCGAGAGUAUCGGAGCGCAGCACCGGCGGCUUAAGCGCAGCGGAAGCGAGCCCGCACUAGCAAGACAGGGGGAAGCUGAUUCUGAUGGCGGAAGCGCAAAGUUAUUGCAACCGCUGGAUGCGCUCGUUUCAGAGGCGCGGAAGCGAGUGUCCCGCCACUCGCUCCGCCGCUCCCGCAGCGCGCAUGCGCUGGGCGAAAAGGACACGGACGCGCUCUGGAACGACGCCAUGAAUGCGCUUUUCUGGCGGCGCGGCGGAGCGGUCAUUUACAGACGGCCGGAAGGCGCAACGCCGUCAUCACCGCCGGCAGCGGACUCCGCGAGCAAGUGCGACUGUCGCGGGUGCCGCGGCAGCAGGCAGCAGAUUUCGCCGACUGUGAGUUUGGCCGACUCUGCUCGUGCAGGCGGCGCGGCGGCUCUCCUCCCCGCAGGAAACGCAGCCGCCACGAACACAACGGCGAACGCAGCCGUGGGAAGCGGACGCCUAUCCCCACCGCCCGCGUCAGCCGCGACAGCGCAGAGCCGGCGACCAUGGAGUUCGGCGUCAGUAAACGCACGCGUAUCGCCGACGCAGGCGGCUAGCUACUCUCACGCGGGGCGCGAUGUGCGCACGGCGCAUCCGGCCGAGUACCGCGCGAUCUCACCUCGCUCGGUUGUCCCCACAGAUAUGUCGUCUGAAGCCCAAAGUCCCGUCGUUUUUUCGAAUGGAUUCAAACAGAGCCAGCAGCAGCAGCGGGCAGUCAGGGACCCGGUGAGAUCGGUGUUCGCGUGGGCAGCUGAGCGGAGAAUGGCCUCGCGGCGCGCGCUGAAUGCUCUGCAAUAA
Molecule: messenger RNA, 1308 nt
Organism: Closterium sp. Yama58-4
Lineage: Eukaryota; Viridiplantae; Streptophyta; Zygnematophyceae; Desmidiales; Closteriaceae
Source: the annotation of a GenBank genome assembly